AUCUGCAUCCAUUACAGCACUGCCAAUCUCUUUCCGGUUUGUCUCUCGUCCAGAACGGUCGUGUAGUCCGAUCCGUCUGUUUUGCUCAUCAUGACAUCCAAAGUAUCGCGUGAUACAUUCUACGAGUGCGUGAAUGCUCUCCUCACGCACUCAAAGGAGAAAAAGAGGAACUUCCUUGAGACGGUGGAACUCCAAAUCGGUUUGAAAAACUACGACCCUCAGAAGGACAAGCGUUUCAGCGGAACCGUCAAGUUGAAGAACAUUCCCAGGCCAAAAAUGCAAGUCUGCAUUCUUGGAGACCAGCAGCACUGUGAUGAGGCCAAAGCCCAGAAUGUUCCCUUCAUGGAUGCCGAAGCCCUGAAGAAACUCAAUAAGAACAAGAAGCUCGUAAAGAAGCUAGCAAAGAAAUACGACGCUUUCUUGGCUAGUGAGUCCCUCAUCAAGCAAAUCCCCCGUUUGCUUGGUCCAGGUCUCAAUAAAGCCGGAAAAUUCCCUGGUCUCCUGACUCACCAGGAAUCAAUGACCGCGAAAAUCGACGAGGUGAAAGCCACUAUCAAGCUGCAGAUGAAGAAAGUACUCUGUUUGUCAGUAGCUGUCGGUCACGUGGACAUGAACGAGGACGAGUUAGUGCAGAAUGUGCAUCUUGCCAUAAAUUUUUUGGUGUCACUCCUGAAGAAACACUGGCAGAACGUGCGUUCCCUGCACAUCAAGUCCUCCAUGGGACCCCCGCAACGAUUGUAUUGAAUGAGCUUCUGUUUAUUUCUCACAUAAAAAUCAACGAUGAAUAAAAAAAUAACAGAAACAAUUGUAA
This is a messenger RNA of Fopius arisanus, 811 nucleotides long. RefSeq names its product 60S ribosomal protein L10a. The record is from RefSeq and is a predicted model, not a curated record. Gene Ontology annotation, biological process: translation; maturation of LSU-rRNA. Bases 91 to 744 code for a protein of 217 amino acids. Gene Ontology annotation, molecular function: RNA binding; structural constituent of ribosome. The transcript has 4 exons. Lineage: Eukaryota; Metazoa; Arthropoda; Insecta; Hymenoptera; Braconidae. Gene Ontology annotation, cellular component: cytosolic large ribosomal subunit.